CACUUCCGUCACAUGGUUACUACCGGGGAAUGAUGGGACACUGUUCUGUUUCUGGUGGGAAAUCGCCCUCUGUGAUGAGCAUGGAAGAAAAAUAAAGAUGAAAGACCUUACAGAUGGGGGUGAGUCGACUUGAUGUGCUUUAUAGAAGGCUUCUCCUGACCAAGCUGUUCAUCCAAGGAUGGGGAAAGCCAGAGGACCUAAAAAGAAUAUUUGAGUUCAGGAAAAUUAUUGGUGACCGAGAGAGGUGUAGGCACCUGGUGCCCAAGGACUAUCCUGUUUACAUUGAUAAGGUAGAGGAUGAAUCCGACUGCAAAAUUCACAAUGGCCAUUUUAUAUCACCCCUGGAGGAGAUUGUGCCCGGUGUCUUGCCAACAGAGUCAAUAAAAGCCAGGUUCCAGUUUAUAGUCCCCAAGAAAUGGAAAAAGCACUACCCCGUGUGCAUACACCUGGCAGGAACAGGUGACCACUUCUACUGGAGGCGACGCACCCUCAUGGCCCGGCCAAUGAUAAAGGAGGCAGGAAUGGCAUCUCUGCUUUUGGAGAACCCAUACUAUGGAUACAGGAAGCCGAAGGACCAGCUACGCUCCAGCCUGAAGAAUGUGUCCGACCUGUUUGUCAUGGGAGGAGCGCUCAUCCUGGAGUCGGCAGUGCUUCUCCACUGGCUGGAGAGGGAGGGCUACUGGCCACUGGGCAUGACGGGCAUCUCCAUGGGCGGCCACAUGGCGUCUUUGGCGGUGACUAACUGGCCCAAGCCCAUUCCCCUGGUGCCAUGCCUCUCUUGGACCACUGCCUCCAGUGUCUUCACCACAGGCGUUUUAAGCAAAGCUGUGAACUGGAGAGAACUGGAGAAGCAGUAUGCCAUGCACACAGUGUAUGAGGAAGAGAUCAUAAGGUUGCUGGAGUAUUGUGGGACCGAUUCAUUCAGGAUGGGCCAGGACUUUGUGAAGUUCUCCCCGGGCAGCUUCGACACACUGUCUGAUCUGGACCUCUCCCACGAGCUGCUGGGCCUGGACCACCAACAGCAGUCGCAGCAGCAGCAGGUGGGCCUGGGCUCCUCGGCUGUGCGCUCGCAGGCAGGAGGUGGCGGUGGAGGAAGCGAGCGCGUGGCCGGAGGGGGGGAGGCGGCGGCGGCAGCGGAGCGCGAGCGCCUGGACCACAUGCUGUCGGCGGUGAGCAGCAGUGGGCCGCACCUGGAGAUGCUCCACGCCAAGAGCAUCUCGGCGCUGCCAGCCGGAGGGGGGGGUCAGGGGGGGGUGGGCCAGCGCCAGUCGCUCCAGAGGGAGUCACUCUACUUCAUGAAGGGAGUCAUGGACGAGUGCACCCACAUCGCCAACUUCUCAGUCCCUGUGGACCCCAGCCUGAUCAUCAUUGUGCUGGCCAAGGAGGAUGCGUAUAUCCCCCGCACCGGCGUGAGGAGUCUGCAGGAGAUCUGGCCUGACUGUGAGGUUCGCUAUCUCAAUGGUGGCCACAUCAGCGCUUAUCUCUUCAAACAGAGACUUUUUAGGCAAGCUAUUUAUGACGCCUUCGACCGGUUUCUUCUAAAGUAUUCCAGUCAUGAGAAGUGAGUUUUAACAAGCAUGCUCUUAACUCAAAAGUAUAAUGUGUGUACAGUGAAGAACAUGGAGAACUUUUGAUGACAUGAGCUAGAGACACAGACGAGCCCUGAAGGAAUCCUCAUUUGAUGGGACAGACGCUGUGUGCUAUGAGCAGCACCAGUGAAUAUUUACAAACAAAAAAGUAGCAUUUAUUUGAAGACAUCCAUCCAUCUAGUUCAUUUCAUCCCUAAUGCCAAUCCACAACUUGUGCUAACUUUGUGUUUUCACUGUUCCUUUUUUUCAAUACCAUACCUCCUUAUCACGGUUGCCUUCCACUGUGUUUAGUACCUUGACUGAAACUACUGGGAAUUGCAGGGAUUUUUUUCAAAUAAAAGUAUUGUAUUUUUGGAUAAAGAUAAAUGGUGCCUCACAAUGACUGUUAAACAAGAAGGUUCCUGCUUAUUCUGUCCCACUCUUUUGGCCCAGUAAGUUUUCUGUUGCCAUCACAUUUAACCCUUGUGUUGCCAUGUUUUGAUGGGUAAAAAAUCCUACUACUGCCAAGUAGUUGUUCAUGAAAGAAAGUGUAUUUUACAAACAAGUUCUACUUAAUAUCUAGAGUAUUAAUAGAUGUUUAUACUAACAAUUUAAAGACAUACCCUUUGUCAUAUUGACUGUUGGACCCGAAGAUAAAAUAUUCCUAAAGCACAUUUAAAUGUCAUUCAUUUGUUUCCUGUUUCUUCACUCGCAAUAAAAUAAAAGCCCAGCUGUGUUGAGUGAGA
Molecule: messenger RNA, 2314 nt
Organism: Alosa sapidissima (American shad)
Lineage: Eukaryota; Metazoa; Chordata; Actinopteri; Clupeiformes; Clupeidae
Gene: abhd18
Product: abhydrolase domain containing 18
Source: RefSeq, a predicted model, not a curated record